GGGCCGCCAUGGGCUCCCAGGUGCUGCAGAUCCUGCGCCAGGGCGUGUGGGCGGCUCUGAGCGGCGGCUGGUACCAGGACCCUCACCAGGGCGCCGGGGUCAACGCGCUGCACCUCUACCUGUGGCUCUUCCUGCUCGGCUUCCCCUUCACCCUCUACAUGGCUCUUCCCUCUUCUAUGGUGAUAGUUGCAAUCUACUGCCCAGUGAUAGCUGCUCUCUUCAUAGUUCUGAAGAUGGUAAACUACCGUUUGCAUAGAGCGCUUGAUGAAGGUGAGAUUGUGGAGAGGAAUGCAAGUGAGCAUAUAGAUAGGGGUGCAAAAAUGGAACAAGAUGACUCUUCUGCAAGGAGAAAGGACAGUAACGGGCCUAGUGACCCUGGUGGAGGGAUUGAGAUGUCCGAAUUUGUUCGAGAAGCCACCCCUCCAGUUGGCUGCAGUUCACGAAAUUCCUUUGCUGGCUUAGAUCUAAAUAGCCAGCUCGGAUCUGGUUUAUCUCAUCAUGGAACUGCAGCUACUAUUAAAGGUGAUACUGACACUGCAAAGACUUCUGAUGACAUCAGUCUGAGUCUUGGACAGAGUUCUAGCCUUUGUAAAGAAGGGAGUGAAGAGCAAGAUUUGGCAGCUGAUCAAAAGACUUUCCAUUUGGUCUCCAUCGAUUCCUUUGUGUCCAUCCAGCCAUCGUUGUCAUCUGGACAGGAGAUGCCAAGGGACAGCAGUGACAAAGUGUGCCUCCCUAAUAACCAGCUUGCAGAUCAGUCACUGUCUAACGCAUGUGACACGGAAAUGGCUUCUCUUGUUCCAUUGCAUUCACACUCCUAUAGGAAAGACCACAGACCGCGAGGGGUGCCAAGGACUUCUAGCUCCGCUGUUGCUUUUCCAGAUGUGUCACUAAGUGACUUUCCCCUUUAUCAGCAGAGGAGAGGACUUGACCCUGUCAGUGAGCUAGAAGCGUCCAAGCCUCGAUCUGGAUCCAAAGAAUCUUUAGCUGAGAACUCCUGCAUUUCUGGUGUCUUUCAACUGGAUGAUAUUCUGAAAUGCAGCAGCCCACAGCUGCUAUCCAAAAGCAGCAAGAGCAAAUCCUUAAAAGCAGACAAAAGUGCAGACAGUCUCAGAAGUCUUAGUACUCGGAGCAGUGGCUCAACGGAGAGCUAUUGCAGUGGGACUGAUCGUGACACAAUCAGUACUGUUAGCAGCUACAAAAGUGAGCAGACUAGCUCAACUCACAUAGAAAGUGUGUUGUCAGACCACGAGCAGUCGCCUAAAGAGGAGAAGAAAAGCAGCCAGAAAAAGGACUGCUCCGUUGAGUCUGACGACUGCAGUUUUGCUACUGACAAAAGGACUAGUAGUGAAGGAACUGCUAUAGAAGUGAGCAUCGGCAGUGGUGUGCGAGAGAAAAGGGGUUCAAAUGCAUCAGAGGAGAUACACAAUCAGAGGUCUCUUAGCAGUUCUGCUUCAGAAGAAGCAAAUAAGAACCCUCAUGCCAACGAACUGCUUACGCAAGCCGACCAACCUCCUGGGAAGCCAGCUGAAAAGAGAGAUGAGCAGAAAGAGAAAUCGUCCUUGGUUGAGUCAAGAACUUGUAAGGAGAUGGUUAGCAAGCAAAAGGAGGGGGAUGUAAGGCCUAAAUCAUGUAGCUUGAUUCAUCGGACAGCUUCAGCUCACAAGUCCAGCAGGAGGAGGACGGGGAAAAAACGGGCUAGUAGUUUUGACACGAGUCGGCACAAAGAAUAUAUAUCUUUCCGAGGCGUACCUGCCACCAAACCCCACAGUGCGGUUUUUUGUCAUGAUGAGGACUCAAGCGAUCAAAGUGACUUGAGCAGGACCUCAAGCAUGCAGUCAGCCCAUCAGUUCAGCAGCGAUAGCUCUUCCAGCACCACCUCCCAUUCAUGCCAGUCUCCCGAGGGGAAGCACAAUGCCCUUAAGACCAAAUAUACUGCAAAAGAAAGGGGCACAGACUUGGAAAGCUCUUACAGAAUCCACUUGGGCUCUGAGGUAAAUGGCAAAAAGCAUUCAGCGCGACGGACUUCCAGCGCAAACAGUGCCAAGAGUCGUACCAGGGUUUUAAGCUUGGACAGUGGCACUGUCGCCUGCCUGAACGAUCCAAAUCUAAUGAUGCCAGAUACCAUAAAACAGCUAACAACUUCUAAGUCUGAUCUAGAAGCCAAAGAGGGAGAGGUGCUUGAUGAGCUAUCUCUGUUAGGACGGGCUUCACAGCUAGAAUCAGUCACUCGCUCUCGGAAUAGCUUACCGAGCCAGGCUAUGUUUGCUGAAGGGGAUGAGCAGGAACAGGGAAUUGUUGCAGCACAAGCCAGUGAGGAGGUGGUCACAGUCCGUCGUGAACGCAGCACAUUUAGGCGUCAGGCAGUACGGCGCCGUCACAAUGCAGGGAGUAACCCUACCCCUCCUACAUUGCUCAUCGGCUCACCCCUCAGCCUUCAAGACGUUCAGCAAGGUCAGCAGUCCACAGCCCAAGUCAGAGUCCAGUCCUGCCCCCAUUCCCAGGCAGCAGUGCUCAGUGCUAGCGCCUCCUUGUUGGUGAGAAAUGGGAGUGUCCACUUAGAAGCAUCUGCUGUAGACGGUAGCAGUUUGCACGAUGAACUUGGUAAGUUCAGUUCUACACUCUACGAGACAGGGGGCUGCGAUAUGUCGUUUGUGAAUUUUGAGCCAGCUGCAAGACGAACAUCUAAUAUCUGUGACACGGACUCUCAUGUAUCAAGUUCUACCUCAGUUCGUUUUUAUCCACAUGACUUACUUUCCCUUCCCCAGAUCAGGCUGAACAGGUUGCUGACCAUAGAUACAGAUCUCUUGGAACAUCAAGACAUUGAUCUAAGCCCUGAUCUGCAUGACCAUCUGCAACCUCCAGAGGAAGCGGCCCAAAAAGUCAAACACUAUUACCGCUUUUGGAUCCUACCGAAGAUCUGGAUUGGUAUCAAUUUUGAUAGGCUAACUCUCUUGGCUUUGUUUGAUAGGAAUCGGGAGAUAUUGGAAAAUGUACUGGCAGUCAUUCUAGCUAUCCAAGUAGCUUUCUUGGGUUCUCUGCUCCUCAUAGAAGGAUUUUUCAAGGAUAUCUGGGUGUUCCAAUUUUGCCUGGUAAUUGCUAGCUGCCAGUAUUCCUUGCUCAAGAGUGUCCAACCAGAUUCUUCUUCUCCUCGGCAUGGUCAUAACCGAAUCAUAGCCUAUAGCAGGCCUGUUUAUUUUUGUAUAUGCUGUGGUCUCAUUUGGUUGCUGGACUAUGGCAGCAGGAUCACAUUUAUGGCAAGGUUCCGGUUGUAUGGAAUGGCUUUCACUAAUCCAGUUUUGCUGGUUUCAGCAAGGGAUUUGAUUAUAGUGUUUACACUAUGCUUCCCUAUAGUGUUCUUCAUUGGUCUUCUGCCUCAGGUGAACACGUUUGUGAUGUACCUCUGUGAACAGUUAGAUAUUCAUGUCUUUGGUGGUAAUGCCACCACAAGCCUGCUUGCAGCACUUUACAGUUUUAUCUGUAGUAUUGUGGCGGUAGCAUUGUUGUAUGGAUUGUGUUACGGUGCCCUAAAGGAUUCCUGGGAUGGUCAACAUAUUCCUGUACUCUUUUCAGUAUUCUGUGGUUUAUUAGUGGCAAUAUCCUAUCAUCUCAGCAGACAAAGCAGUGAUCCUUCUGUGCUUUUCUCUUUAGUGCAAUCAAAACUUUUUCCUACUUCAGAAGAUAAAAACCCAGAAGAUCCAUUGUCUGAAGUUAAAGACCCAUUACCUGAAAAACUUAGAAAUUCAGUGAGUGAGCGUUUGCAGUCUGAUCUUGUUGUGUGCGUAGUUAUUGGUGUACUUUAUUUUGCAAUCCAUGUCAGCACAGUAUUCACAGUUCUGCAGCCCGUCUUGAGAUAUGUUUUGUAUGUAUUAGUGGGCUCAGUAGGCUUUAUAACCCAUUAUGUGCUGCCUCAACUCCGGAAACAGCUCCCUUGGCACUGUUUCUCUCACCCAUUGCUGAAAACCAAGGAAUACUAUCAAUUUGAAGUCCGCAAUGCUGCACAUGUGAUGUGGUUUGAGAAACUUCAUAUAUGGCUUCUUUUUGUGGAGAAAAAUAUUAUUUACCCUUUAAUAGUCCUCAAUGAACUGAGCAGCAGUGCAAAGGCUAUUGCUAGUCCAAAAAGACUGGAUGCAGAGCUUGGUGCGUUAAUGAUUACCAUAGCUGGUAUGAAACUGUUGCGCUCUUCUUUCAGCAACCCAACCUACCAGUAUGUGACUGUCCUUUUCACAGUGCUUUUCUUCACAUUUGACUACAAGCAUUUCUCGGAGACUAUGCUGCUAGAUUUGUUCUUCAUGUCCAUACUGUUCAGUAAGCUUUGGGAGCUUUUUUACAAGUUGAGAUUUGUGUACACUUAUAUUGCUCCUUGGCAAAUCACAUGGGGGUCUGCUUUUCAUGCUUUCGCCCAGCCCUUUGCUGUGCCACAUUCCGCAAUGCUGUUUGUCCAAGCAGUUGUGUCUGCUUUUUUCUCUACUCCUCUAAACCCUUUUUUGGGAAGUGCAAUAUUCAUCACUUCUUAUGUCAGACCUGUUAAAUUCUGGGAGCGAGACUACAAUACAAAAAGAGUGGACCACUCAAACACAAGACUGGCUUCUCAACUUGAUAGAAAUCCAGGUUCAGAUGACAAUAACUUGAACUCAAUCUUCUAUGAACACUUAACUCGCUCUCUGCAGCAUAGCUUGUGUGGAGACUUGCUGUUAGGGCGAUGGGGGAACUACAGUACUGGAGAUUGUUUUAUUCUUGCAUCUGACUACCUCAAUGCACUAGUACACCUUAUAGAGAUAGGCAACGGCCUGGUCACCUUUCAGCUGAGGGGGCUUGAAUUUAGAGGAACUUACUGUCAGCAACGAGAAGUAGAAGCCAUCACUGAGGGAGUAGAGGAAGACGAAGGGUUUUGUUGCUGUGAACCUGGUCAUGUACCUCACAUAUUAUCUUUCAAUGCUGGCUUUGGCCAGCGCUGGCUAGCCUGGGAGGUUCUGGUCACAAAGUAUGUCUUAGAGGGCUACAGCAUCACAGACAACAGUGCCGCAUCCAUGCUUCAGGUCUUUGAUCUUAGGAAGAUUCUCACCACUUACUAUGUCAAGGGCAUCAUCUACUAUGUCACAUCUUCUCCCAAGCUGGAGGAAUGGUUAUCAAAUGAAACAAUGCAGGAAGGACUGCAACAGUGUGCUGACCCAACCUAUGUUGAUGUGGAUCCUACAUUUAAUCCUAAUAUUGAUGAGGAUUAUGACCAUCGCCUAGCAGGGAUCUCCAGAGAAAGUUUUUGUGUCAUUUAUCUCAAUUGGAUAGAAUACUGCUGUUCUCAAAGAGAAAAGCCAUUGAAUGCAGAUAAAGAUUCUUCGUUAGUGACCCUUUGCUAUGGACUGUGUGUUCUUGGUCGGAGAGCCUUGGGGACCGCGUCACAUCAUAUGUCUAGUAAUCUGGAAUCUUUCCUGUAUGGGCUCCAUGCCUUGUUUAAAGGAGACUUUCGUAUCUCAUCAAUAAGAGAUGAAUGGAUUUUUGCAGAUAUGGAAUUGCUCAGGAAAGUGGUGGUCCCUGGAAUACGCAUGUCAUUAAAACUACAUCAGGACCAUUUCACUUCUCCAGAUGAAUACGAUGACCCUGCUGUUCUGUAUGAAGCUAUCACAUCCCAUGAACAAAAUCUGGUCAUUGCUCAUGAGGGGGAUCCUGCUUGGCGGAGUGCUGUCCUUUCCAAUUCUCCCUCCUUGCUUGCCCUUCGCCAUGUGAUGGAUGAUGGUACCAAUGAAUACAAAAUUAUCAUGCUGAACAAGCGCUAUCUCAUCUUCAGAGUUAUUAAAGUAAACAAGGAGUGUGUACGUGGUCUUUGGGCUGGGCAGCAACAGGAGCUGGUCUUCUUGCGUAAUCGGAACCCAGAAAGAGGGAGCAUCCAAAAUGCAAAGCAAGCUUUGAGGAACAUGAUAAACUCGUCUUGUGAUCAGCCUAUUGGCUACCCAAUUUAUGUCUCUCCUCUAACUACAACUUACUCGGACAGCCAUGAGCAGCUCAAAGAGAUCCUUGGAGGUGCCAUCAGUUUGGGAAACAUCAAGAACUUCAUAGUAUCAACAUGGCACAGGUUAAGAAAAGGCUGUGGUGCUGGUUGCAACAGUGGGGGAAAUAUUGAAGAUUCAGAUGCUGGAGGUGGAGCUUCCUGCACAAGUAACAGCGCAGCUGCUAACGACUCUCAAAGCAGUGUUUCUCAAGGUGGGGGAGGAGGAGGAGGAAUCACUGUGACUACUUGGCAGGGGCCUGGAGCAGGACUGCACCCUCCUGUCACAUCUCACCCUGCAACUCUAGGCACCAGCCACAGUGCGCAUUCAGUGCAGUCCAGCCUCAUCAGACAUUCCCCUGCUCGUGCAUCAGUUGCCAGCCAGUCCUCUUACUGCUACAGCAGUCGUCAUUCAUCCCUCCGCACAUCUGCCACUGGCUUUGUGCCUUGUCGACGCUCUUCCACCAGCCAACUCUCCCUGCGUAACCUUCCGUCAUCCAUCCAGUCGCGUCUGUCCAUGGUGAACCAAAUGGAACCCCUUAGCCAGACGGGUGUUGUCAACUUACCGCACGGCCUGCCCUCUUCUAGCAGCUCCAGCCAAAGCAUCCCUGCCUGCAAACAGCAUGCCCUUGUUGGCUUUCUAGGGACAGACGGAGUGAAUAAUGUCCCCGAUGCACAGCCAGGCACUCACACAAGCUCUGUCAACCAGACGCAAACCAAAAGGGAUGAUGUUAUUUACAGAAUCCAGAUAAUGGAUCCCAGCCAGGUAUUGGAAGGAAUCAAUUUGUCCAAAAGAAAGGAACUGCUAUGGCCAGAUGAGACAAUUAGGCUAAAAGCUGGAAGAAACAGCUGGAAAGACUGGAGUCCUCAGGAAGGCAUGGAAGGCCAUGUGAUUCACCGCUGGGUGCCUUGCAGCAGAGAUCCAGGGAGUAGAUCCCACAUAGACAAAACAAUCCUGCUGGUCCAAAUUGAAGACAAAUAUGUUGCUGUGAUUGAAACUGGAGUCCUAGAACUUGGAGCUGAAGUAUGAACUGCUUUGACAGUUAACUUCUCAUCACCCCUUU
Messenger RNA from Euleptes europaea (tarantolino), 7044 nucleotides. It is a transcript of the gene PCNX1, whose product is annotated as pecanex 1. The record is from RefSeq and is a predicted model, not a curated record. NCBI's taxonomy places the organism in Eukaryota, Metazoa, Chordata, Lepidosauria, Squamata, Sphaerodactylidae. Gene Ontology annotation, cellular component: membrane. Bases 9 to 7010 code for a protein of 2333 amino acids. The transcript is spliced from 36 exons.